AUGUGGUUUUUCGGUGUCGUUCUGGGAGUUCUCCCUUUGCUCCUGACUUGUAGCCAUGCCGAAACGCACACCUUCGACUGGAAUGUUACUUGGGUGACAGCUAAUCCCGAUGGUCUUGCGGACCGUCAGGUUGUUGGCAUCAACGGCCAAUGGCCUCUUCCCGUUGUCAAUGUGAACAAAGGAGAUCGAAUCGUGGUCAAUAUGUACAAUGGACUCGGGGAUAAGAGCACAUCAAUCCAUUGGCACGGCAUGUAUCAGAACGGCACCAGCGAGAUGGACGGGCCUUCAAUGGUGACUCAAUGUCCUGUGAUGCCCGGCUCUAGCAUGACGUACAACUUUACAGUGAAUCAAAACGGCACUUAUUGGUAUCAUUGCCAUACUGACGCCUGCUAUCCGGAUGGAUAUCGAGCGGCCCUCGUCGUACACGAUACGGAAUCAUAUUUUUAUGAUGCUUACGAUGAAGAGCUGGUCUUCACCAUGAGUGACUGGUAUCACGAGUUGACAAUGGAUCUCAAGAGCUCAUUUUUCUCGCUGUACAACCCUACUGGAGCUGAACCAAUCCCACAAUCAUUUCUUUUCAACGAGUCUAUUAGUCAGAGUUACCCAGUGCAAGCCGGGAAGACUUAUUUAAUUCGCCUCAUCAAUACAGCAGCAUUCGUUGGUCAGUACUUCUGGAUUGAAGACCAUACAAUGCGCAUUGUCGAAAUCGAUGGCAUCUAUGUCGACGAGACAGAGGCAGAUUCCCUGUAUCUGUCUGUCGCCCAACGCUACUCGGUCCUAGUAACCAUGAAGAACUCGACCGACAGAAAUUACGGCAUGGUGAUGGUGGCUGACUCGUCUCUACUCGAUACUAUACCAAGCGAUCUUUUACUCAACCAGACGAACUGGCUUGAAUACAACGCCAGCGCUCCACACGAUGAAGUCAACAUAACAGUAUCCGACUCGACUGAAAUCUAUCCAUUUGAUGAUAUUCAACUUGUGCCAUAUGAUCGUGUACCGCUGUACGAAAAUCCAACCAAGACAAUCGAGGUUACUGUGGUAAUGGAGAAUUUGGAUAAUGGCAAGCCGUAUGCGCUCCUCAACAAUAUCAGUUAUGUCGCACCGAAAGUCCCAACUCUGUACACCGUGAAAUCAGCAGGCGACUUGGCAACAGACGCAGCGGUUUAUGGAGAUUACACGCAUAGUAUCGUGCUAGACAAGUUCGACGUUGUGGAGAUCGUUCUCAGCAAUCAAGACACUGGCACUCAUCCAUUCCAUCUCCACGGCAAUGACUUUCAGAUGGUGGAACGAUACCCACCAUAUGGCGAAAAUUUCUAUGAUUAUUCUGAUGGCACUGAUUUUGCCACUUAUAACGCAUCAAAUGCUACCUUUCCGACGUAUCCUCCACGACGGGACACCUUCGUACUGCCUCCAGGUGGUUACUACGUGAUUCGAUUCGUGGCUGAUAACCCGGGUGUCUGGUUCUUUCACUGUCAUAUUGACUGGCAUCUGAUGCAAGGACUGGCCAUGACUUUUGUUACGGAGCCGCUUGAGAUUCAACAACAGAUUGAUAUUCCCGACAACCACAUAGACAUUUGCAAGGCCGGCGGCGUUGCCUAUGAAGGUAACGCGGCAGCCAACACAAAGGAUUAUCUAGAUCUGAAGGGUCAAAACACACCACCGGGCUUCAUUCCGCCCGGGUUCACCGCGCGUGGCAUUGUGGCUCUCGUGUUUUCGUGUGUUUCUGCCGUCCUAGGCAUGGUUUUCCUCUCGAUGUAUGGCGUCUCGGACCUCAAGUUCACCAUGACAGAAUCGGGCUUGGAUGGAAGUGAGGAAACCCCAGAAUAUCGCGACUAG
Messenger RNA from Talaromyces amestolkiae, 1836 nucleotides. RefSeq lists its product as uncharacterized. Gene Ontology annotation, cellular component: high-affinity iron permease complex. The record is from RefSeq and is a predicted model, not a curated record. Bases 1 to 1836 code for a protein of 611 amino acids. The transcript has a single exon. Gene Ontology annotation, molecular function: copper ion binding; ferroxidase activity. NCBI's taxonomy places the organism in Eukaryota, Fungi, Ascomycota, Eurotiomycetes, Eurotiales, Trichocomaceae. Gene Ontology annotation, biological process: cellular response to iron ion starvation; reductive iron assimilation.